Molecule: messenger RNA, 297 nt
Organism: Protopolystoma xenopodis
Lineage: Eukaryota; Metazoa; Platyhelminthes; Monogenea; Polystomatidea; Polystomatidae
Source: the annotation of a GenBank genome assembly
AUGGUGGCGGGCUCGAGUCCUUCAGGUGCAGUCGGUGACAUGGCCGAUACCCAAAAUGUGACCGUUGGCCGCCGGAGAUUACUUCGCCCUCUUUUGCCAUCCACAAGUCCGAGUCCGGCCUCCGCCCACCAAUCACAGCUUCGGGCCAUCAUUUCUACGUUCGCCCAGUCUUGUCUCAUCCACCAUCCGUCCCUCUUUCUCAUACCCCCUAACCCCACCCUCAACCGCAACAGUAGCCAUUGCCGACUCUCGUGCAGUGGUCUCCGAACCUCCUUAGCCCCAUCACCACCUCCACCU